Messenger RNA from Gadus morhua (Atlantic cod), 1422 nucleotides. RefSeq names its product coiled-coil domain containing 122 (gene ccdc122). NCBI's taxonomy places the organism in Eukaryota, Metazoa, Chordata, Actinopteri, Gadiformes, Gadidae. The record is from RefSeq and is a predicted model, not a curated record. The transcript has 6 exons. The coding region runs from base 109 to 918 and encodes 269 amino acids.
GCUCAACGUGCAUCUGCACCGAUGGGUUCCCGUACAGGUCCCCCAGGUCAGUGUGCAGGGGACGCGAUUGACCCCACGUGGAUAGUACCCCCCCGUGUCUCGUUGUGAAUGACCUCCUCCACGGUGAAACACCCCUUCGAAGACAAGGAGAUGGCUGUUUUUUCUUUGACCAAAGCGGUAGAGGAGGUCAGCCACCAAGGCUAUGCCAAUAUGGCGGCCCUGCAGGAGAAACUAGACCAGCUCAGCUCUCUUCAGGCCGUUCUGCACAAUGCCGAUACGCGCAGCGAGCACUCCGCCCUGGAGCUACGAGCUGCCACACGUCGGACCCUCAUCCUGGACGAGGACCUCCACCAGUGCCAGCGGCGCUCCGAGGCGCUGUGGUCGAGCUGCAGUACCGCAAACAGCCACACGUCGGCGCUGCGGCUCCGCGUGGACGAGGAACGGGAGCGCGCCCGCUUAGCGCUAGCCGGGAUUGACGUGCAUCGCGUGAAGAUGAAGGAGCACCGGGUGGCGGUGGCGCUCGCCGAGAGCAAGCGAGAGAGCCACCAGGCGCUGGAGGAGCAGAGGAGGAGGGUCAGGGAGCUGAGGGAGAAGAGGGAGAAGCAGAGGAGAGACCUGGAGGACCCCAACGGGAGGGCCGUGCAGGAGGCCAAGACGGGGCAGGUCCAACUGAAGCAGCAGUUGGUUGCUCUGAGGAAGGCCACCGCCCAGAAGAGGGAGGAGCUCCGGCAGGAGAACGACACCCACACCCAAAUAAGGAAAGAGAUAAAGAUCCAACACAGACGGUACGAGGCCAUUGUGAGACGUCUCCACUGUCAGCUGAACAAGGCUCAGGCCUACUACAGACACCUUUCCGGCGACGUCAAUCACAUGGAGAGGCAGGUGUUGGAUCUCCGGAGACAGCUGAACUCAUCCUGAUUCCACCAGGACUGCUCGGGUCAGAGGUCACUGGUCAGAGGUCAAAGGUCAGGAGAAAGCUGCUUCGGAUUAGGAUCAAAACUGGGAAUGACGGUUUGGGAGCGUCAUCGUUGUCGUGUCCCUCCUUUGGCCAGCAGGGGUCAGCAGUGGCCUUCUGGUUCUGAGUUUACACGUUGUUUGGUUUGUUUUGAGUCGUUCCUUUACUGGUUCUGAGUUCUGCGUUUUUCACAAAGAUAUUCCUCCAAUUUCUAAGGUUACAUUAUUAUUAUUAUUAUAAAUUAUGCAUUAUAUUAUCAACUUAGCGUAAAUGGUGGGAUUCAUUUCAGCACAAAUAAAGAAUAUAUUUUAUUAACACCAUGUUAAUAAUAAUAACUUAUAAUUAAUAAUGUAUAUAAUACAUAUAAUAAUAUAAACUAUAUCAUAAUUUUGUGAAACACUCAGCAGCAGGUUUUUGUUACCAAACAGUUUGUUUUUCUUAUAAUGAAAAUAUAUUUUAAAAUGAAA